Messenger RNA from Phytomonas sp. EM1, 1083 nucleotides. The record is from the annotation of a GenBank genome assembly. NCBI's taxonomy places the organism in Eukaryota, Euglenozoa, Kinetoplastea, Trypanosomatida, Trypanosomatidae.
AAGAGCAAAUUAUGAGACCUAAUCAGUUUGUCAACAAAAAGAUAGAGAAAACUCAAUAGAAAUAACGAAUGAGUCUUCGUUUGAAGCAAAAUAGCCAACAGGCUUGCCGUGCGCUACUGGCAGCUGAUCUAGCCAGUGUGUACAUGAACUUUAUAAGUGCCUUCCCAGAUCUCAAUAUGGCCACUGUCGAGAAUUUUGCUCCGCUCUUCGAGAAAAGUCACCUGGAGUAUCUGUUUUACAGCGGCAACUGUACCUUAGACUGCCCAUACCAUGAGUGGGUUGUUGAAGAAGUGUUGCAACUGAGUGCCGCGUAUUUGUAUUUCCCGGCGGCGGUUGUACACCCGCAUGCGCGUCGUUUUGGACUUUUGCUAGUCUUUUAUUUCUAUUUUACACAGCCCGCAAUCUCUAGUAAAUCUGGCCUCAGCCCAAUCGCAGUGCCUGUGGCAUCGCACAUCAUAAAUGACAUACUGGAUGAAAAAUGCCCUCUUAGUCCGAAUUCGGAGGCCCGUUUGGUUGGUGCAUUAUCUGGUCGUGGUGCUGCUCAUAGCAAUGUGGAAAAACUCAUCGUUCUAGCCAUGCAUAAGCAUCAAGCUUGGAGCUUGAUGUUAUAUGGUAACAAUAGGGUGCACUUACAGGCUCUCAUCCAAGCGCAUGAAAACGCAGGAGCACUUUUAUUAUCGCAGCAACACAAAGCAUCCUCUCCAACGGUGCAAGUUCCCACGUUACCAUCGAGGCUAGCUUCACGACAUCCCUCGUUGCGGCACCAGGCUUCCACAAACCUGGUGGAAUUAAAUUCAUCAAAAAGGAACACGUCGCUUGAAUUACCACAAAUGAAUUCACCAUUGUUCUCGUUGUCCGCGCAUCCUACACCAAAUGAAGCUAAUAGUGUCUUUACAUCAGCACUCUUGGAAGACAUUGAACGCUAUGAAGCGAUGAAGCAAAAUAUGGGUUUAGAUUCUAUAUUUUGAAGAGGGAAGGAGGGGAGGUGAAUCAUGAGGUAAACUUGUGUAGUACCAAUUAGCAAAAGUGAACAACUCAAUUCAAAUAGAUAAGUGGGUCUGUCGCCACAGGCAGCUCGGUAAA